GACAAAAUCCAAACAAAAGCGAAGCUCCGAGAGCCGCAAAAAAAAAAAAAACAUGUCUACGGCUUAGAGCGAAGCUCGGCAGAUUCUGUCUCAGUGAUUCCCCUUCAGUUCUUUUGUCUUCCCUCUUCUUUACUUCGUGUGUUCUUGCUUUCUUUAGUUCAAAGAUUGCUCCGGCCUCUGGACCCAGAUAACUAGAACCCGAUUGUUCUGGUGCUUUGAAGGCUGUUGUCAUUCGUCAGCCAUGCCUUUGCUCGCUCUUGAUGCUUGCUGGGCUCAAGCUGGCGAUACCUCUCCGACUCAUGUUAUUGGUGCUUCAGUCUUCAAGGGUGAGGAGUUUGUUGGCCUCAACGACGCAACGAAGCAUUUUCAUGCCACCUGUUGCAGUGCGUGUAGAGUAAGCACAAGUCGUGCUUCAGUUCGAUGCUCAGUGAAGAGAUCAAGAUAUAGAAGACCGCAGAAAAGUAUUGACCUUGAUCUGCAAGUUGACCGGAGUUCAUCCAAGACAAAUGUUGCUGAUAGAUCUUCUUCAACAGUUGAAAAUGCUCCGAGUGUAGAUGUUUCCUCCAACAGUUCUGCGAAUUCUACCACAUCCAUUUCCUCCAGGGGUACUGUCCUUCAGGCGUGUACAGUCACUUCUGGCUUAAUGGUUGCUCUUGGUGCUAUAAUUAGAGAGGCAUCUCACGUUGCCUUCAUGGAAGGAUUGCCGGUGAUUGACUGCACAAAGGAAAUAUCAUUUGGUUUUGAGACAUGGCAUCUUGAGUUGCUUACAGGACUGGUUAUUCUGAUAUCAUCUUGUCGGUACUUACUACUGAGGACUUGGCCAGACUUUGCAGAGUCUAGUGAAGCAGCCAAUCAGCAGGUUCUUACCUCACUUGAACCUGUGGAUUAUUUGGUAGUUUCAUUUCUCCCUGGAAUCAGCGAGGAACUUCUUUUCCGUGGUACACUGCUCCCACUGACCGGAAACAACUGGAACAGCGUCCUGCUUGUUGCCGUCUUAUUCGGGAUAUUACAUUUGGGCAGUGGACGAAAGUCUUCCUUUGCAAUUUGGGCAACCUUUGUUGGACUGAUGUACGGUUCUGCAACAAUGAUCUCUUCGAGCAUUGUCGUGCCGAUGCUUUCUCACUCGUUGAACAAUCUGGUUGGAGGGAUGAUAUGGCGCUACUCAAAGUCGGAGUCACCGCAGUAA
Messenger RNA from Syzygium oleosum, 1186 nucleotides. RefSeq lists its product as uncharacterized. Gene Ontology annotation, molecular function: metalloendopeptidase activity. Lineage: Eukaryota; Viridiplantae; Streptophyta; Magnoliopsida; Myrtales; Myrtaceae. The transcript is spliced from 8 exons. Gene Ontology annotation, biological process: CAAX-box protein processing. Gene Ontology annotation, cellular component: membrane. Bases 242 to 1186 code for a protein of 314 amino acids. The record is from RefSeq and is a predicted model, not a curated record.